ACAUAGUGGCAUAGGCAUAUGUGGAGUCGUGGACAAAUCUCCACCAAUCAGCUGUCCUGAUACCACAAGCAUUUCAACUCUACCAUUUCUUAAUCUUCAAUUUCAUAAUAUUUUCUUAGCACCUUUUUCCAACUUUUUUUUUUCUCUCUCUCUCUCUCUCUCUCAAAUCCUAAAAAUAGUCUUUACAUUGAUAAGCACAAAAUGUAACAGAAAGAAAUGAGUGUAGACGCAUCGGGUUUUUACAAGGAUUUUAGAUCAAACAAGUUUUACUGUUUCUCUGUAUUUUAUUUUCCUGUUAUAAACAUGAAGAAAAAGAACACUUCAAACUACAGAUGCAGUCCUUCAGUAUUUUACCAAGCUUUAAUCGAUUAAAACCCUAAAUCUUUCUUCCUUUUCCUUCUCUAAUUCUUAGAGUUUUUUUUGUACAUUUUAUCAGAAGAAGAGCGGGAUAUUCUUUUCAGGGUUGGAGGUCAUUAAAAUUUCGAAGAUGUUAUUUAUUUUUACUUGCAAAUUUUGGCAACUUAUGAUUGGUCAGAUAUCCGACAUGGCACCUCGGACGCUAUCUGUACACUUACAUGGCAUAUGCCACAUCAUCAUUGUAGAAAGCCCAGCUGGAGGGAGCGCAACUCAAUCUUUCCAUGGAAGCCUCCUUUCGAUGAUAUUAACACACGUCACUGUCUCACUUUCCCGCAAAUAACCGGCACUACCUUACCUACUAGGGUUUCAAAAUCCCCGCCCUUUUUCCCCCUCACUCUCCCCGCGCUCCCUCUCCAAUGGCCGUAGAAGAUGAAAAUCCAGAAACCACUCCUGUCGGAUCAAAGCCAACUCCAAGUCCAGUCUCGCAAACAAGCUCCUCUCAUCCUCCGCGUCGUUCGGAUACAUCGCCAAAUAAGCCAUUGGGCCCAAAAGAAUAUAUACUCUCAGUGGCCUCUAAUAUCUCUUCUCAGUCUCUCACUAACCCCGAUCCUAACGUCUGGGGUGUUCUCACUGCUAUUUCCAACAAUGCUCGCAAAAGAACUCAAGGAUGUAAUAUGCUUUUAACUGGAGAUGAGCAUUGCAUUGGCAGAUUGGUGGAUGACUUGCGCUUUCAGAUUGAAUCAACUGCAGUUAGUGCCAAACACUGCAAAAUAUAUAGGAAAAAUGUUACUGUUGAUGAUAUGGAGCAUCCAUCUAAUUGUCAAAAAUCUAUUUUCUUGAAAGAUACUAGCACAAAUGGAACAUAUCUCAACUGGAAGAAAUUGAGUAAGAGUGGUCCUGAAUCAAAAGUACAGCAUGGAGAUAUUAUAUCAUUUGCUGCACCUCCUCAGCAUGAACUUGCAUUUGCAUUUGUAUAUCGAGAGGUUCUUAGAGUUGCUCCAUUCAUGGAAGGUGCACCUGUGAAGAGAAAGUUAGAGGAGAUUGUUUCAGAAAACAAGAGAAUGAAAGGUAUAGGGAUUGGUGCUCCUGAAGGUCCUAUUUCUCUCGAUGAUUUUCGGAGCCUUCAACGUUCUAACAUGGAACUAAGGAAGCAAUUGGAAAGUCAAGUCGUCACAAUCGAUACAUUGCGCAAUGAGCAUCGAGCAACAAGUGAAUGCCAUGAAAGUGAGAUGAGAGAGAUGAAAGAAUCUAUUGCAAAACUAUACCUAGAUCAACUCAAGGAGUUGCAACAUAUAUUGGAUAUUAAACAGAAAGAACUGGUGGAAGUUAACAGAACAUCAGCUGAACAAAAGCAUGCCUUGGAAGACCUUAAUGAAACACUUACUGCUUCCAGGCAGUCAUGUAUUGAAGCAAAUGAAAUAAUGAAGAGUCAGAAGGCAUCUAUAUCUGAACUCGAGAUACAAUUAGAAGAAGAGCGAGAUCAGAGAAGAGAAGAACGGCAAAAAGCUGCUUCUGAUCUCAAGGCGGCAGUACAGAGGGUUCAGUCUGAGGCUCAAGAGGAACUUAAAAGACAAUCUGAUGCUGCUUCCCAACGGGAGAGAGAGCUGCAAGAGGAAAUAAAUAAGCUUCAGGAAAGGGAGAAAAAAUGGUGUUCACAAGUGGAAUCUUUGAGGCCCAAACUGGAGGAAGCAAGACAAAAGUUGGUCUUCUCUGAUAAUAAAGUUCGCCAGCUAGAAUCUCAAGUUGCUGAAGAGCAACUGGCCUCUGCGAAUGGAAGAAAAAGAGUUGAAGAACUUGAGCUAGAAAUAAAACAACUGAGGAAAGAGCUCGAGAGUGAAAAGCAGGCAGCGCGAGAAGAAGCAUGGGCUAAAGUUUCUGCCCUUGAACUUGAGAUAAAUGCUGCAAUGCGGGAUCUUGAAUAUGAGAGACGGAGGUUAAAAGGUGCUAGGGAAAGAAUAAUGCUUAGGGAGACACAACUACGGGCAUUUUAUUCCACAACCGAGGAAAUAUCAAUACUGUUUGCUAAGCAGCAGGAACAACUGAAGGCAAUGCAAAGGACUUUGGAAGAUGAGGAAAAUUAUGAUAAUACAUCUGUGGAUAUGGACCUAAAUGCAAACCCGACUGAUGAUAUGGAUGGCACCCUAAUGGGAGAAAAACAAAUGAUCGUGUACAAUGGUGCAAAGGGUCGCUCUGCUAAUUCAGCUCAGAGAUUUGAUGGAAAUCAGGCUGUUGCUUCAGGUGAUGAGGCAAGUGUCACCGAAAAGCAUGAGUGUGAUAUCAGAAGUCAAGGAGAAGAACCGAAUACCCAGGAGGAAGAAUUCACAAGUUCAAACCGUCAUGCUAAUGGUGGCUUUGGUUCUGACAUUGAUGGUGUUGGCACAGCACCUGUCCUUGAAGGAGAUGCCAUAGGAACAGAGCAAGUUCUUGAAACAGAAAGCCUUGGAUUCGAUGGUGAUCGGCUGAACAAGUGUGGCUCGAUAGCUGGGGACACCAUGCAACUUGACGAUGAAGCCCAUGUGCAUGAAAGCGAUGUGCAUAUUCUGACUUCUCCAGAUGCCUUGCAUCACUCCCAAUCAAAUAAUCCCCUAGAAUUUCAGAAAGCCAUGGAAGAAGAUACAGAACCAGGAGGUACAAUCAGAACAAACGACCUUUUAGCUUCUGAAGUUGCUGGGAGCUGGGCUUACAGCACUGCUCCUUCUGUCCAUGGUGAGAAUGAGUCUCCUAGAAGUAGAGACAAUGAUGUCAAGGGCAGUGCAGGCCUUCAUGAUUCCAGUGGGCAGGUGGCUGAAAGUCAAAGUACGCCGUCUUCUGAGGCUGCAGCUGCCAGACGAAACCAUGAACGGCGAGCGUUAAGUGAAAUGAUUGGAAUUGUUGCACCUGAUUUAAAGGAGCAGUUUGGAGCUGUGGAUGAUGAUUGUGCUGGUAGGAGGGAGAAACAAGGUUCUACUUCAAACUCUGAUACUGAGAGUUGUACCGACAGCGAGGAUCGUAACAGGAAAUAUCCAAAAGUUGUAUCGAUUUCGGAUACGGAGACCGAGGGUAGUGAUCAACCCAAUGAGGAUGAAAAACACGAUGCUAUGGAUGAAGAUGAUGAAGAUACGGAAGAAGAUUCUAUAAGGUAGCAGGCCUGUUAAUAUUAGACCAAAAGACAGGUAAAUGACGCAGGACACCGCAUUGAUGCCCAAUUUCUCUCCACUGCGGUAUUUGUUUGUGUAUAAAAUGCUUUGUUAUUAUUUUCUUUAGCAACAGCUGUAGAUAAAUUUUGUAGUCAGCAAAGUUGAAGGCAUAUUUUAGGGAAGAUGUUGAUCAAUGUACAUUCUGUAGUGGAAUGUAAUUAGUGUAAACGGAUAGUAGUCUCAGUAAGCAAAUACUCAACUCGAGUGGUGCUGCUACUAGUAGUACUACGUCCUUUUUUA
Messenger RNA from Ricinus communis (castor bean), 3773 nucleotides. RefSeq names its product myosin-7B. The transcript has 13 exons. Bases 774 to 3479 code for a protein of 901 amino acids. Gene Ontology annotation, molecular function: protein binding. NCBI's taxonomy places the organism in Eukaryota, Viridiplantae, Streptophyta, Magnoliopsida, Malpighiales, Euphorbiaceae. The record is from RefSeq and is a predicted model, not a curated record.